CCCAGUCGAUUGAUUGUACGGUUUAAGAAGCAGAAAACAAAGCAAAAAUAAUAUAAAAACUUAGUUAGAAGAACGUUGAGGCGCGUUUGAGAAAUUUUUAAAGUAUAUUAUUUAAAAGUGUAGAAAACUAAAAUAAUCAACACGUCAAACCAACAAGUGAACACCAAAAUUUACACACGACUGUUGGAGACUGCAGCAACCCACUAGGAAAAUCUAGCGAUAAAACUAGAUUUUACAGCUUUAGCCUUUUUUAGCCACAACGCAGACAUUUAGAUAACUGUACGUGUAAGAAGACAUGCGCCUUGAUUCCAAUUCCAAUGAGGAUUGUAAGACGUCGACAGACUCGUCAUUGUGCAAAGUAAAAUUUGACACACUCUCAGUCUGGGGUGGCUCAGAGAAGACAGAUACCCGUCUGCCAAUAACGGACUACUCUACUUUGGGCGGACCACGUCACAAUUGCAGUCCAUUUCCGUUAUCAAAAGAUGUUAAUAAUCGCUUUUUGUUGUGGGAGGGCGAUGUAACCACACUCGAAGUGAACGCCAUCACAAAUACUAUCGAGGAGACACAAAACGAGACUAAUCCACUUGCCGAACGCAUUUAUGCCGCUGCCGGUAAUCAAUUAAAGGAAGAAUUAAGCAAUAACCUAAAAGAGUGCCGAACUGGCGAGGUGUGCGUUACGCGUGGCUACAAUUUACCAGCCAAAUUUGUGAUACACACCGUCGGACCAGCUGUGAAGGAGACAUUCAAAAGUGCUGCUGAAAAUACAUUGCAUUACUCUUACAGAAAUGCUUUGUAUAAAGCUAAGGAACUAAAUCUGCGUACAAUCGCUAUCAGCAACUUAAGUGCCAAUCAGAGUAGUUUCCCAGCCGACUUAGCUGCCCACAUAGCAUUGCGUACAAUUCGUCGAUUUUUAGAUAAAUAUCAAACGCAAAUUGUGAUAUUGUGUGUUAGCGCACACGAACGUGGCAUUUAUGAAGUGCUAGCGCCGCUUUACUUUCCACGCGAUCAUCUCGAGGAACGUAGCGCCCUGUGGCAAUUGCCCAAAGAUAUUGGCGGUGAAUUUGGUGAACCACAAAACACUGACCGACAAAUACGUAUCAUUCGUAAUCCACAGCAUAGCGUACUAAUGCGACACGCUGACGACGAUUCCGACAACAGCCCACACGACAUGGAAGGCAACAAUUCGGACUUAGAGAGCGGUUUUGCCGACAUGAACGGCGUGAGCCUCAACAGUUACGGCGGCGUCACAUCGUCCGCCUAUUCACAGAUGCAGAUCGAUUUGGAUAGACAACAUUUAUUGGGCAACCGAAAUCAUGUUGUUGAAAGCGUCAUUGCCGACGGCCUGGAAGGCUUAGAGCAUCAGGAGAGAUAUGAAAGGCUCUUACAUCGCGCUCAAAUUGAAGACCUUACAGAAGUCUCCGGCAUUGGUUGCCUGUAUCAGAGUGGCGUCGAUCGUUUGGGUCGACCAGUUGUUGUGUUUUGCGGCAAAUGGUUCCCAGCACACAACAUCGAUUUGGAGAAGGCACUUUUGUAUUUGAUAAAACUUUUGGAUCCCAUCGUUAAGGGCGAUUAUGUAAUUGCGUACUUCCAUACUUUGACUUCAACAAAUAACUAUCCAUCACUUCACUGGUUGCGUGAAGUAUACAGUAUAUUACCAUACAAGUACAAGAAAAACCUGAAGGCCUUCUAUAUUGUGCACCCAACAUUUUGGACUAAGAUGAUGACUUGGUGGUUCACAACAUUCAUGGCGCCCGCCAUCAAAGCCAAGGUACACUCACUUCCCGGUGUCGAGCACUUAUACUCCGCCAUUUCCAAGGAUCAAUUAGAGAUACCCGCAUACAUCACCGAAUACGAUAUGACGAUUAACGGUCUGCAUUACUUUACGCCGAUGCCGACACCAUCAUAGAUAACAAUCGUGACCAUCUAGUCGUCGACUGGUUACAGUCUAAACACAUAACAAAAACAACAAUAACAAUAUGAAGAGCAACAACAACAAGCGCCUAGUGACGCUUAAAAUCAUAAGCGUACACACACAUGCACAUGCGCAUGCAUACAAACAACACAUAUAUACAAAUUUACGAAAGCAAAAGAAAAAU
This is a messenger RNA of Bactrocera latifrons, 2096 nucleotides long. RefSeq names its product protein GDAP2 homolog (gene Gdap2). The record is from RefSeq and is a predicted model, not a curated record. NCBI's taxonomy places the organism in Eukaryota, Metazoa, Arthropoda, Insecta, Diptera, Tephritidae.